UUUCAAUGGGGAGAUGCCCGAUUGGUUAUAACAUAUGCUCUAAAUUGGAAGAGGGAGAUUGUUUUGCUGCAACAAACGCGGCUACUUAUAAGUUUUCAGCUCUCUCCAUCACAACCCCAAAUCUUUUGCCUCGUCUCUCUGCAGCAAGAAAAUUAGAAGGACCCUUUUUUGGGUCUUCUCCUUUUCUUUGCUUUUUUUUUCUUCAUUUAGGAUAGUGACCGAAAAUUGAAAGUUUUCUAAACAAGUUUAUUGGGUUUUCUAUGGUUUGAUCAUAAGAAUGGACAUAAUAUCGAGUUACAAAUGGGGUUCUGUUCAAUAAUCUUUUCGUUUAAUGGGGGAGGAAAAUAGUGAUACACCACUUGCUAUGGAGGAGGUUAGUAAGGAUGAAGCUAGCCAAGAGGAGAGUGCUAUGGAGGAAGUUAGUGACGAUGAAGCUAGCCAAGAGGAGAGUGCUAUGGAGGAGGUUAGUGAGGAUGAAGCUAGCCAAGAGGAAAGCUUUGAUAUCCCUGUCAUUGCAGUUGCAGAGACAAGUGAGCCUGAAGAUAUCAUUGAGGAAAACAUUGAUAUCAUUGAUAUUCCAGCCAUAACCACUAUAGAGUUAAAUGAGCCCGAAAGUCGCAGUGUAGAAGUUAUAGUGGACAUUAAUAGUAGUACCCCAAAGAUUAUGCCAAAGAUACUCUCUCGCUAUCUCUUUCCACACACAGGCUCCUGCCAUGAUUUUUGCAAAUAUGGUACAAAACAUGGUCUUGAAGGGAAGCCUGCAAGUACAGUCUUGAGAAAAGUUAAAUCAGCUGGAGGUGAUGGCCGUGGUUUGAGGAGGAUUAUAGUUUCAUCGGCAAAACAAAACAAAGAUGCAACCAGUCCAAAGUCCUCCCCAGAACAUAAUCCCAUCAAUGUUACUGGUCACUUGAAAGAAGAUAUAAUUUCCCCCCCUGAGAUUGUUACUCCCUCUCCAAAAAGGCUUUUACCUUCCAUCAAGGAAGUGCAGGCUGCGGCGGUGCAUUAUAGUCGGACGAAACUUAAUUUGUCUCUAUCAAAGGCUUCUUCUUUUGCAGGACAAGGCAGUUCACGAACCAAAAGAAACAAAGAAAUUCGAAGAGGCAAUAAAAAAGAUGGAGAUGGAAGUUCAAGCAGUUGUACAAAUAGCACAAGUAGAAGCCAAGAGAUGAAUAUCUCCGCAGAGGAGGAUAUCAAAGCCUUGGUGCCAGAAGUAGUUUCUUGGACUCCAAGAAAUCGUGUCAAGCGAGUUGCAAUUCCAGAUAAAAAAAUCAUUGGGAGGAGUGGCUUGAAGAGCCAAAGUCAUUCUAUAAAAUGUAAACCUGAUCCAUCUAACAAUGAGGAUGUAGAGGAGAAGACUUUAUAUAUGAUUGAACCAUCUACCAAGAAUGAAACAGAAGAAAUGGCUCAAAAUAGUGUCCAUGCCACUGAGUCGUCUCGACCACAAUCUUCAUCUGCAACAGACAACAGCUUGAAGCAUGAAAAAGAGGUAGAUGAGAACCUCAAAAUGCCACCAUUAUCAGUUAAAAAGAAUGUCGUGAGGUGUGCUAGAAAUGUAACUAGUUCUAAAAUUUCAUCUGCAUCUCCACCAGUAUCCAAGGUAUUCAAAGGUAUAAGACCUAAGAGAUUUGGAAUGGUUCAAAGGUCUGAGACACGAUUGGCUCCUUCAUCACCAUUGUCAUCUAGGCCCCCAUUUGAACCCGUCCAUGUUGAGCAUCGUGGCUCUACUUCAGGAAAUGAAGUGAAAAAAAGAGAGAAUUCAGAGGUGAAACACAGGCUUAAGACCAAAAGGAUGACUCUAACUGAUUCAGAAAAUGGAGAUAGCCAAUCUAGAAAGUUGAAGUUUAGGAAGGGAAGGGUGGUUGAACUUCAAGCCGAAACCAAUACACCAAGGAGGCUUAAAUUUCGGCGUGUACAUUUACUAGGUGAGACUCAGAGUCCUAAAGGUGAUCCAAGAAAGAGAAACAUCAAGGGUAAAGAGGCCAACCAAAAUGGUAAUGAAGUGAAGGAAGCUGAUAAUAGUUCUUUGAGACAACAAGAUCAGGAAUUAAAGAAAAAGAGAAGCUUUAGGAGGAAGGAAACUAUUGAUGGUAAAUUGGUUUCUAGUAGAAUUAAAUCUGAGAGAGUUGUCCUUAGACAUCAGGAUUCAAGAGGAAAGAAAGCAAUCCAAAAUCUGUUUAAUAAUGUCAUUGAAGAGACAGCAAGCAAGCUUGCCCAGACCAGGAAGAGUAAGGUGAAGGCUUUGGUUGGUGCCUUUGAAACUGUAAUAUCUCUUCAGGACACCAGACCUGUUGCUACAAGUGUUGCAUGAAAUAAGCUUGUUUUUUACAUAUAUGAUAUACAUUUUAUGUAGAUAACAAUCUAAAAAAGGUAAUAUAAAUAUAUAGCUUCAUAUGGCAUGAGAAUUGAGUAAAAAGCUUUGAUCGAAAUGCUAUGACUAUGUGGAGAAUGGUAGAGUUAUUUCAAUAAAGGCUUUUUGGAAGAUUGGUUUUUCUUGUGUGGUGAGGUUCUUUGUUUCUUGAGUCUCCUUUGAAGGAUCUUGUUCUGCAUCAUUAGAGUAUUUGUAAUUCAAAGAUUCCAGGCUUGUGUUGUUUUUUUUCCUAGCUAAUGGGUUCUGAUCUUAUGUUGUUUCCUUUGCCUUGUAUUUGUGGGCCUAGGUAAAAUGUAAUCAAUCAAUAG
Molecule: messenger RNA, 2676 nt
Organism: Benincasa hispida (wax gourd)
Lineage: Eukaryota; Viridiplantae; Streptophyta; Magnoliopsida; Cucurbitales; Cucurbitaceae
Molecular function (GO): calmodulin binding
Source: RefSeq, a predicted model, not a curated record